This is a messenger RNA of Trifolium pratense (red clover), 1141 nucleotides long. Its product is annotated as protein GID8 homolog. Gene Ontology annotation, cellular component: cytoplasm; nucleus. The transcript is spliced from 7 exons. NCBI's taxonomy places the organism in Eukaryota, Viridiplantae, Streptophyta, Magnoliopsida, Fabales, Fabaceae. The record is from RefSeq and is a predicted model, not a curated record. Gene Ontology annotation, molecular function: protein binding. Gene Ontology annotation, biological process: proteasome-mediated ubiquitin-dependent protein catabolic process. The coding region runs from base 240 to 965 and encodes 241 amino acids.
CUGAAACAGAAACAAGUUCUAGAAGUUCAGAGAAAACCGCACGAUUGCGAGCGAAGAAGUUGAAAAGAAUCCGAUCGUCGGCGUCACGGCACUCUCCGAUUCCGAUUCACACUCCAUCUUUUUCCACCUACCACUUCAACGCAAAAUUCCAUUUCAAUUUUAAUUAUCGUGAGUAUUGGUGCAAUUGAAGAAUUGGUGCGUUGUUUUAGGGUUAAAAUGAGGUUUGUGCGUGUGCACUGAUGUCAUUGUUUUGGAUUGUGAUUCGUCAACUAGCAGAAAUUGAGGCAAUGGCGGCAUCCAAGAAAGUGAUAACAAGGGAAGAGUGGGAGAGGAAGCUUAAUAAUGUCAAUAUUAGGAAAGAAGACAUGAAUAAAUUGGUAAUGAAUUUCCUUGUCACCGAAGGUUUUGUUGAAGCUGCUGAGAAAUUCCGCAAGGAGUCUGGAACUGAGCCUGACAUUGAUCUUGCUACAAUCACUGAUCGGAUGGCUGUUAAGAAGGCAGUACAAAGUGGUAAUGUUGAAGAUGCAAUUGAGAAAGUCAAUGACUUAAAUCCUGAGAUACUGGACACAAACCCCCAAUUAUUUUUCCAUCUUCAACAGCAGCGGCUUAUAGAACUGAUCCGGAAUGGGAAAGUAGAAGAAGCUUUAGAGUUUGCACAGGAGGAGCUUGCCCCAAGGGGAGAGGAAAAUCAAAGCUUUUUGGAAGAAUUGGAGAGGACCGUUGCACUUCUUGCUUUUGAAGAUGUCUCUAACUGUCCUGUUGGAGAGCUUCUUGACAUAUCACAACGUCUAAAAACAGCAAGCGAGGUGAAUGCAGCUAUACUUACAAGCCAGAGUCAUGAAAAAGACCCAAAACUUCCAAGCUUGUUGAAGAUGUUGAUAUGGGCCCAAAACCAGCUGGAUGAGAAAGCUGCUUUUCCUCGCAUAAAUGAUCUAUCCACCGCUGCAUUAGAAGAUCCUGCUUAAAUACUCGUGACAUUUCAAUUUGAUGAUUUUAGGUUCUAGAUGAAGUGAUUGUGGUCAUUUAUGUUAAAAAUUGUGUAUUACUUUAAUGAAAAGAUGUUUAAUAACAUUGAUGUUCGUUUUCUCCUAGAUAGCUGUUGUAGUGGUUUUAUCCUGCUGUACAAAGAUUUUCAAUACAA